AAUGAACAUCUUUUGGAGAGGAUUAAGUCAGAGGGGAAGAUAAGCAGAGAUCUCAUCUGAAGUAUGGCUCAGAGUGACUUCCUGUACCCAGACAACCCACGGAGGAGACAAGAAGUGAACCGGCUUCACCAACAGCUCCUUGAUUGCUUAUCUGACAGCUUCCGUGCCACCAAUAAGCUGAGUGACAUUCUCAAUAUGCACUUGGGGUGCAGGCUGCCCUUGAUUGAGAUGAAAAGAGAUGGGACCAUCAAAGAAAACUGUGAUAGCAUCAUCCAGGCCAUAAUGAAAAUUCAAAAAGAGCUGCAAAAGGUUGAUGAUGCACUGAAAAAAAAACUAGAGCCAACCCUUUAUAGGAAACUUCAGGACCUUAAGGAAAGGGAGACAGAGAAAAUUGCCAUCGUACAAAAGGUUAUCUCUGUCGUCCUGGGAGAGGCCACUUCUGCAGCCAGUGCCGUGGCCGUUAAACUGGUAGGCUCAAAUGUCACAACAGGCAUAAUUAACAAGUUGGUCGCUGUUUUAGCUCAAAUUGGUGGCUCUCUCCUUGGAAGCAUUGGAGUUGCUGUUCUUGGCCUUGGCCUAGAUAUGAUGUUCCGUGCUAUCUUGGGGGCCGUGGAGAAAACGCAACUUGAAGCAGCCAUCCGAAAUUAUGAGAAGCAUCUGGUAGAAUUCAAGGCUGCCUCAGAGAAAUAUCAUCAUGCCAUUACUGAGGUCACCAACUCAGUGAAACACCAGAUGAAAUGAACACACAUUUUUCUGUCACUGCAAUCGUUUCCUGCUUGGCUCCCAACACUUUGCUUCCUUCCAGAGGCUUGUUUUUCAUAAGCCUCCUGCAGGGGGUUGGUGGAUGGUCAGGAGAGGGGAUCAGAUGAAAAUUGAAUAGCUCUGGAGUGUGUUUUAGGAAUUCUUUG
Messenger RNA from Echinops telfairi (small Madagascar hedgehog), 908 nucleotides. It is a transcript of the gene SMCO3, whose product is annotated as single-pass membrane protein with coiled-coil domains 3. Bases 64 to 741 code for a protein of 225 amino acids. NCBI's taxonomy places the organism in Eukaryota, Metazoa, Chordata, Mammalia, Afrosoricida, Tenrecidae. The transcript is spliced from 2 exons. The record is from RefSeq and is a predicted model, not a curated record.